Molecule: messenger RNA, 468 nt
Organism: Hippopotamus amphibius kiboko
Lineage: Eukaryota; Metazoa; Chordata; Mammalia; Artiodactyla; Hippopotamidae
Gene: JPH3
Product: junctophilin 3
Exons: 2
Coding region: 1-468 (155 amino acids)
Biological process (GO): regulation of synaptic plasticity
Cellular component (GO): plasma membrane; endoplasmic reticulum membrane; junctional membrane complex
Source: RefSeq, a predicted model, not a curated record
AUGUCCAGUGGGGGUAGGUUUAAUUUUGACGAUGGAGGGUCCUACUGUGGAGGCUGGGAGGACGGCAAGGCGCACGGCCAUGGCGUCUGCACCGGCCCCAAGGGCCAAGGCGAAUACACCGGCUCGUGGAGCCACGGCUUCGAGGUACUGGGCGUCUACACCUGGCCCAGCGGCAACACGUACCAGGGCACUUGGGCGCAGGGCAAGCGCCACGGCAUCGGCCUGGAGAGCAAGGGGAAGUGGGUGUACAAGGGCGAGUGGACGCACGGAUUUAAGGGGCGCUACGGGGUGCGGGAGUGCACAGGCAACGGGGCCAAGUACGAAGGGACCUGGAGCAACGGGCUGCAGGACGGCUACGGCACCGAGACCUACUCCGAUGGAGAUGCCACCACAUUCCGGGCUGAGCCGGUGCCGGAAGCCAGCGUGCUGUCUGCCUGCCCGGCCUCCUGCCCGCCGCCACGGCUGUAA